AUGACGGAGCCACCCGAUGCUGCAACUUGGGAGUACAGUGCAGUUGCUUACGUAGCAAUUGCACUGACGCUGCUGAUUGCAACUCAUGUUUACUUCGAGUGCAGGGGAAGGAUGAGAUGGCACACGAUAAGCUGGAAGCAUGUCUCUGAAAGCUCUCGGGGCUUAAGCUUGCGAUGUAUGGCAAUCUAUAGAUUCUGCUGCUUUCUCAUCGUGGUGCUUACUGAUGCAAUGAUGGUCUUGCAGGCUGAGGAUAGCCCGCUGGUAAGCUCAUGGAUGGCUUUUGCGACGUUCACAGUAUGGAGCUGGACCUUGAUUGGAUUCUACAAUCUACUGGCAGCCUUUGCUUCGAUCUCUGAUGCCAUGGGCAUCAUCCCCGCUGACGGUUCUGUGGCAAAGGUCUUCUGCUGUUCAGCCUGGGUCCUCUUCGAAGUACUGCUUCCGGUGUCCUGCCUGAUCUGCCUUUUGGUUUGGUCAGUGCUUCUGCCUCUGGCGUAUCAGACAUACGGCAAUGAUUCAGGCCUACUCUCCGUACCAGCUCUGGCUGCUCACAACUUGAAUUUUAUCUUCAUGCUCACGGAGACGUUCUUGAAUAGGCUUUGCAUUACCAGCUACCACCUGGUUUUCAUGUUCUAUUACGGUGGACUGUAUGUUAUCUUCUCGUGGUUUUUCUUCGCAGCUUACAAGUUUUUCUUUUACUUCUUCAUUGAUUGGCGGUAUUCGUUUGUGCUGAUUGGUUAUACCGGAUUGCUGGGCUUGCUUGCCAUAUUCUUUUUCAUCGGCCGAUGCAUCGUGAACUGUAUCAAGCCAUCGGUGUAUACUUGGGAGCUUGACCUGCAGUCCAGUACAGACUGCGAAGAAACCUCUGACUCUUCUGAUGUGGACCAGUUCGCCUAG
Messenger RNA from Symbiodinium sp. CCMP2456, 894 nucleotides. The record is from the annotation of a GenBank genome assembly. Lineage: Eukaryota; Dinophyceae; Suessiales; Symbiodiniaceae.